Clupea harengus (Atlantic herring) is the source of this 3530-nucleotide messenger RNA. RefSeq lists its product as uncharacterized. The coding region runs from base 1051 to 1824 and encodes 257 amino acids. The transcript has 8 exons. The record is from RefSeq and is a predicted model, not a curated record. NCBI's taxonomy places the organism in Eukaryota, Metazoa, Chordata, Actinopteri, Clupeiformes, Clupeidae.
AGUAACCCAUGGUAAUUGACUUGCGGUAAGGGGAAGUGGGCUUGCGUGUUUUGUUUCAUUCUAUUCAGUUUUGCACUUCACCACACUCAUGUAUAGCCCUUACAUUUUUAUGAAUGAUAAGGACUUUUUGGCUGUGUAAACACUGAAUCGGGCAGUAAUGGAGGCAACAGCAUAUCUGGACCCAUUUUUUUUAUAUAGAAACGCGCAAACACGGAAGCAUCGCUAGUGUUAACUGUUAUCUUUUAAUCCCACUUUAACGUCAAACGUUAUUUGAUUGAUGGAAGUUUACACAUCGUGAAGACAUUUUUAACAAAUGUCACUGGGAUUUAGAAAAAAAAAAAAAAUGUAUGAUAAACACUUGACCCAGAGUUUCUUUGAAUGUCUACAGCAGCUUCUCAUUCUAGGGUUAUCAAAUACUGGACUCAUGAAGUCAUCAACUGGUUGAAGGCGCACUCCUGGUGUUCCAGUGCCCAUAUCGGUCUCAUCAAAUAGCUGCACGACCUGACUGACUAUGCCUAAUCAAGAGACACAUAAGAGCAAAAGACUUAAGAUGAACUCGCCUUGGGUAUUCCUUUUCCGCAGAUGGACAUCGCCACCUAGUGGAUUAUGAGCAUAUUUAAAUGUAAGUAGUCCUGCGCGUGUUCUUUAGACAGUGCUCUUCCCGAAAGAGUUCUGCUUCGCUUGGCUAUUUUAUUUUGGACUGGUACAACGGAUGAUAUCUCCAAACGACAUUUGUGCUACGUUGUGUUUUGGAAACAUAACAAACAUGGGCUACUUUAAAGGGAAAAGUUAGGCAUUUGCAUUUGUUUGGACGCAGUAAAACUCUUCAAGGUCAACUAAUACAGUAUUCGGUGGUGGUCACUAUGGUAACAGAAUGACUCACAGUAAAGAGAGCAGGUCUCAAACCAUCGCUGUUGUGCUGGUAGACUGUCUCUUGAUCACCAUUACCAGCUUAUUUUAGCUGAUUUACAUGGACUCACGCCAUCCAACAGUCUCUGGCUGGAUGGCCACUGUAAACGAUAUGGAUUUGGACUUUUAUUGUCAAUAGAAAUGUACACCUUUCCAAGUCCGAAACAACCACUAAGGCUUCCAGCGUCUCUUGGAAACAGAGACCAUGACAUCAACUCCCAUUAUUUACCUUUGCACUGUGAAAGUAGUUACGCAGCCCUCGCACAAAAUUAUUAUGGAAAUUUGAGACUGUAUGGAAACCUUUUGGAACCGAAAAAGAAAUACCCAAUACAGAACUGCCUAAAGAGUGUUAGUCAGCUGGAUGCAAAAUGUUCAGAGAGAUUUGGAUCUCCAAAGGCCAAAUUUCCCUCUGAAAAUAAUAUCCAAGAAAAGGACAAUUGUGGGAGGCAUUUCUUAUUUGAUAGGAGAUGGAAAAAUGGAGAGUUCAAAGAUGAGAUGUACCUCAAACCAGCCACCGUUGUAUACCCUCUACCUCGGACUUAUCAGGUUCAGAAAUCAAAUAAUUUACAUCGGUUUUCACAAUGCAGGCAGACCUCUAAUCGUUCCUCGAAGCCAUUUUGUCCAUUUGAGGGGUAUGAUAUCACUUCAGUUCCAACUCGUCGGUUAACAGCUUCCUCAACAGUCUCCGGAAAGUCAUUCUCGGUCGAAGUUCUGAAACACAGAUCAAGAAUAAGUAAUCGCACAUGCAGCCUUUUUACAAUUGGUGCAAACCAAAGAAGUCAGUCCUACCCUGAUCCUGCAGCGGGGGCGGCAUCUUCCUUCAUCCACAGGCUCUCCGAGAUCUCAUCACUGGAAGGGGAGACGGUCCGGCAGGAGAAAAUUAGGAAGUUAAGGAAGAGCAGGAAGCAGGACUAACAGCCACCCCAGCAGCUGACUCUGGCCCAGACAGCCCUGAUCUGAAUCUCUACCAGAUCUGGGCCAGUGCCAGCUGUUCUGAGGGAACUGAUCACUGCCUAAGAACAACACAGUGUUGUGCCAAAUCAACAUCCACAUGAAGGAAAUACACCAAGGACAUUUAAAGAUUUUAGACUUAAAGCACUUGUCAUCUUAUUUGCAGUUUAAGGGUGAAAUGCACCAAAUAUGUUUAACAUAAACUGUUACAUUCAAAUAAGUGUGUCCUAUGUUUACCCAUAUGUUAAUGAUGUGUAGCUUAAACCAUUUUACAAGUGUUAAACUCCAUGGUGUUACUGUUCUCAAGUCAGUCUUACAGAUAUGUAAGCAGAUUACUUACUUAAAGUACACUGUGUUAUGGGUUUAAUGCAGACUCUAAUGUUAUAUGAAGAACAGUUUCUUUACAUAGCAGCUUUACAUGGCACUUGAAACACAGACAAUUUCAUUUAAAUUAAAGUAUAACAGGAAAAAACAUAAUUCCACUACUGAAACUGUAAUACCCUUACAAAAUAGGAUAAGAGUGUUACAUUUUUGGCUGCAUUUCUGCGGCGGUUAGAUCUAUUGCGAAGAAAAGAUCUGUAUGCAUGAAAUGUUGUGGUCAUGCAGGUAAGGCAGAUAUAUGCAAACUUAACAUUUGUUAUGUGUUUAGGUGAAGUCAGAAUAGAUACAGUAUAUAUAUAUAGCCAAUAAAUAAAGACAAUAAUAGACACUGUUUAUGUGCAACUUUGAAUCAGAAAUGUUUUACUGAAGGAACGUUUAUGUAGUUUGUAACAUUGAGGAAACUAUAGCUAAUAGCCAUAGGAGGGAUCUUAUUAGCUAACGUUAGCUGGAUAGCCUAUUUGCUAACUAACCAUAAUGAUGAGUCAAAGUGAAUGAACAGCUUAAGAUGCUGUAGAAAAGUAUCGCUAGGAAGCUGCAAGAAAUGUAUACCAGUCAGAUGGGUUAUUUGCAGUCCAUUGGCUAAAGUUAGUGUGGAGUAAAAGUCCUCUGUCUAAGGUUCGAGGGUGAUUAACCAUUUCAGAUUCCAAUGUCCAAUUGCUAUGAAUAACUUUAACAUUUCAAAAUACUUUUAGCCCAGGCAAGUCGUAGCUCAUCUACUUGCAGUUUAAAUUUAAAGCUUUUCAUUCAUUUCCCAAUAAACAAAUUUCAUGACCACAGAGUUGAUUAAAAAAAAGACAAGGAUAUUAGCGUGCAGAGGUGCACACUCCCGAGCUUGUCCCACAAUGCCAUGCGGUUGGCUUAUGUGCCUGUUAAAGUUUGAUCGCAUGUGAUUUUUGAUGAUCCGUGUUCCCCUGUUAUGCAUUUUCUGCCACCGUUUUAUAGUAGGUGUGUUAAAUGUAUAUGCCACUGUAUAGUUCCUUCUGUAUUUGUUUCUUUGUGUACUUUUGCCGUGGAAACUGUGUUUGCGGAUAAGGCCUUCAUUUUAAUGUUAGUACUCUCUCCGACUGAGAUUACGAUGUUGAUGGGAAAGAGAGUUCACACCUCCGUUUGUUGGCAUAAUAUAUUCCACCCACAUACAAUACUGACUAGGCGACCGUAGAGUAAUCAAGCCUUUUAUCUGUGAAUUGACGUCAAUCUGCAAAUCAACAUUCUCCCUUUGUGUAUUAUCAUGUGCUGUAUUUGGAGAACAAUUUGAGAAAGGGGGAAAAUAAAUGCUACUAAUGGGCAAA